AUGUUUAGUCUUAUUAUUUCUUUUUCUUUUUUUAGUAUCCAGGGUGAAAACAUCGGAAUCCCUGGCCCCAUGCUGUUCCACUUGCAUUACUUGAAGCCCUACAGGCGUCACCGACGGGUGGUGACGAGGACAUUGUUGCUGCUCGCAGCUUUCAUCCUGUUGUUUUAUUUGAGCUUAUCAGGUGUCCUCGAACGUCUGCGAGAGACGCCAUACUCUGACUACUCUUAUCCUCCAGAAAUCGAUCUCAAAUACCUGCUGCGGUCGCUCAAGACGGGCAGAGAACCCGCGGCCUACAGAGUUCAGAAUCACUACGAGCGGUACGUCUUCAAGAUCAGCAACGAACUCAAGUGUCAUGUUUCACAAAACCGGACGUCCAUACUGAUCGUCGUCAAGUCUGCCGUAGCCCACCAGUCACUUCGAGACUCGAUCCGCCAGACCUGGGGACAAGAGUACCGCUUCAAGGACGUAGACCUCCGACGUGUGUUUAUGGUUGGUGUGAAAGCCAACGAUGAAACCGCACAGAGCGCCUUGGACGACGAGCAUGCCCACCACGGUGACCUCGUACAGGCGGACUUCGUCGACACCUACUACAACAACACCAUCAAGAUGAUGCUCUCCUUCCGUUGGGUCCUGGAGCACUGCACUGACGUCCAGUGGAUAUUUUUCGCUGACGAUGACUAUUACGUGUCCGCAAAGAACCUCGUCCAAUUCCUCCAAGACUCAAUGAACCCGAGAGAUCGGCACUUGGUGGGCUACGUCUACGACGAAGCGGCGCCGUACAGGGCCUACUUGAACAAGUGGUACGUGUCCUCGUCCGAAUACCCCUUCAACCGGUACCCUCCGUUUCCGGUAGGUGGUUCGAUCGUGAUGUCGAUGCCUGCGCUUAUCGAGCUCUACCAUAUGGCCCGGUACACGCGACAGUUUCGUCUAGACGACGUCUUUCUGGGCAUCGUUGCAAGAAAGGUUGGACUGCGGCCAAUGCACAGUGACAAGUUUCGUGACAAGAACCAGCCCAAGUUGCCCGAAGACUUUGUCGGCAUUGUGGCUGCUCAUGGGGUUUAUGACAAAUACCACAUGGUUCAAAUCUGGGAACAACAGAAACGCUUAGGACACGCGUGA
Messenger RNA from Ixodes scapularis (black-legged tick), 1119 nucleotides. Its product is annotated as beta-1,3-galactosyltransferase brn-like. The record is from RefSeq and is a predicted model, not a curated record. NCBI's taxonomy places the organism in Eukaryota, Metazoa, Arthropoda, Arachnida, Ixodida, Ixodidae. Gene Ontology annotation, molecular function: hexosyltransferase activity; UDP-glycosyltransferase activity. The transcript has a single exon. Gene Ontology annotation, cellular component: membrane. The coding region runs from base 1 to 1119 and encodes 372 amino acids.